AGCAGCAGCAGCAGCAGCAGCAGUAGCACCAGUCGCAACAGUGCAGCCAGCAGCAGCAGUCCAGCCAGCAGCAGUAGAAGGAGUGAUCCCACCAGCAGCAGCAGCAGCGGUAGUAGUGGUCACAGUAGUCCAGCCAGCCGGUCGAGCCACCAGCUGUGGUCCAGCCAGCAGCAGCGGUCCAGCCACCAACAGGAAUCUGGCCAUCCAGCGAGCAGUAGAAAUCCAGCCAGCAGCAGCAGCAGCAGCGGUAGAAGUGGUCGCAGUGGUCCAGCCAGCAGCAGCGGUCUAGCCAGCAACAGCGGUCCGACGAUCCAGAAAGCAGCAGUGGUCCACCCAUCCAGCCAGCAGCAGUGGUCCAGCCAGCAGCAGUGGGCCAGCGAGCACAAUGGUCCAGCAAGCGGCAGCAGCAGCAGUAGCAAUGGUAGCAGUGGUCACAGCAGUCCAGCCAGCAGCAGUGGUCCUGCAAGCAGCAGUGGUCCAGCUAGCAGCAGCGGUCGGGCCAACCAGCCAGCAGCAGCCGUCCAGCCAGCAGCAGCGGUCCAGCCACUAGCAGUGGGCCAGAAAGCAGAUGCGUCGCAGAGGUCCAGCCAGCAGCAGUGGUCCAGCCAUCAGGAGCGAUCUGGCCAUCCAGCCAGCAGCAGCGGACCAGCCAGCAGUAGCGAUCCGGUCAGCAGCAGCACCAGCAGCUCAGUGGUUGUGGUCGCAGUGGUUCAGCCAGCAGCAAUGGUCCAAGCAGCAGGAUCAAUCUUGCCAGCUGCAGCAGCAGCAACAACAGUAGCUACGAUUGCGGCGGUCUUACCAGCACCAGCGUGCUGGCCAUCCAGCCAGCAGCAGCGGUCCAGCCAGCAGCAGCGAUACAGUCAGCAAGAGCAGCAGCAACAACGGGAGCAGCGAUCACAGCCCCAUCAGGAGUGGCCCGCCAGCAGCAGCGAUAAAGCUAGCAGCAGCAGUAGCAACAAUAGUAGUAGUGGUCGCAGCGGUCCAGCAAGCAGGAAUGGUCCAGCCAGCAGCAACGGUCCAGCCAGUGGCAGCGGUCCGGCCAUCCAGCCAGCAGAAGCAGUCCAGCCAGCAACAGAGAUCCAUCCAACAGCAGCAGCUGCAGCAGCAGUAGCAGCAGUCGCUGUGGUCCAGCCAGCAGCAGUGGACCACCAGCAGCAGUGGUGCGGUCAUCCAGCUAGCAUUAGCGGUGCAGCCAGCAGCAGCGAUCUAGCCAACAGCAGCAGCAGCGGUUGCAGCGGUCGCAGCAGUCCAGUGAGCAGCAGUGGUCCAGCCAGCAUCAGCGAUCCAGCCAGCAUUAGCAGCAGCAGCAGUAACAGCAGUCACAGCGGUCCAGCCAGCAGCAGCGAUCCAGACUGCAGCAGCAGUAGAAACGGUAGCUGCGGUCACAGAGGUCCAGCCAGCAUCAGUGCUCCAGCCACCAACAGCGGACCAGCCAGCAGCAGCGGUCCAGCUAGCAGCACCAGCUGCAACUGCAGCAACAACGUCAUCUGCAGUCACAGCAGUUCACCCAACAGCAGUGGUCCAGCCAGCAGCAACAGUCCAGCCAGCAUCAACGAUCCAGCCAGCAGCAGCAAUGGCAUCAGCGGCAGCAGUGGUAGCAGCAGUCGCAGCAGUCCAGCUGGCAACUGUGGUCCAACCAGCAGGAUCAGUCCGGCCAUCCAGCCAGCAACAGCGGUCCUGCCAGCAGCAACGAUCCAGCCAGCAGCUGCAGCAGCAGCAGCAGCAGCAGCAGCAGCGGUAGCAGUGGUCACAGCAGUUCAGCCAGCAGCAAUGGUCCAGCCAACAGCACAUCGUUCCAGCCAGCAGCAGCGACCCAGCCAGCAGUAGCAGCAGCAGCAGCAG
Schistocerca piceifrons (Central American locust) is the source of this 1842-nucleotide messenger RNA. RefSeq lists its product as uncharacterized. Lineage: Eukaryota; Metazoa; Arthropoda; Insecta; Orthoptera; Acrididae. The annotation marks the transcript as partial. The record is from RefSeq and is a predicted model, not a curated record. The transcript has 9 exons.